AUGAACUCCUCCUCGCGUCUCCUCCGCGCACGUCCUGCGCCGGCAUCGCCAUGCCAGCUGUGUCAGCACAUCCUGCGUCAGCCUAAGUGGCAGCAGCGACGCCCAUUGAGCUCCGCUCUUGCCUCCGAGUCCCGUCCUCGAAGUCAGCUUCCCCAGCGGACCCGGCAGUACCCUCGCAAGACCCCAGUCUCAGGAAGCGCACGCGCACCCCAAUCAAUUGCGAGCCAACUCCUCAUCCGCCCAGCCAGCACUACAAAUGCGGUCCAUCCGGAGCUCACGGCGCUUGCUGCCGCGAAUGUCAAGAAGGCCCAAGAGGCCGUACUAGCUAUACUGAACAGGGAGUCGGUGCCUUCGGAAGAUACCCUUUUGGAGACCCUCAGUGUUGCGCAGAGCGCUGCUGCAUUCUUGGCUGAAGUAGAUGGCCAGCAAAAGCGAUCUACUGUUCCUGCAAAAGCAUCAACGCCGACAUCCGUACUGCUGGACCUUGAGCCGCACUCGACUAAUCCUUCCGAUCGAAUUGAGGCGCUAUCGACGUUGUUGUACAAGCUGAUGAAGUACCCGCCUGUCUUCAUAUCUCCAAAGGUGCUGGAUGCCUACAUUACGACCCAGUCCAUUCUCGAGAAGCCUGAAAGCUUCCCGGAAGUUUUGCACCUGUAUGCGAACAAGCCCGUCGCAGCGCCGAACACCUCGCCCGUCAAAUACAGCAAUCCGAGUCCAAACAAUCCCGCAGCUGCCGUGUCGUCCGAAAGUGCGAACUACGCACUGGAUGCAGCAAUAAACGCCAAAGACUUGCACUUGGCGCUGUCCAUCAUUGAGCUUACGUUUAGGCAGCCUGCCUACCGUCGUGCACUCAUAGUCCGAAAGGUUAUGCCACCAUUCAUGGGUCUUGCUCUCGCGCCUGGAGCUGCAUACGUCCUGGCCUCUAAAUUUGCCGACUACCAGCAGGUAGUAAACCCUCAAUCGGCCACGCAAAUGGCCAUGAUUGGCAUAAUGACAUACGUUGGGGCGGUUUCCACGAUUGGUAUCGUGGCUGUCACCACGGCAAACGAUCAAAUGGAUAGGAUCUCUUGGGCUCAGGGGAUGGCACUGUCGGAGAGAUAUCUGAGGGAAGAGGAGCGAGCGGCUAUUGACAGGGUCGCGCAGGCGUGGGGCUUCAAAGACCCUAACAGGAAGGGCGAGGAGGAAGGGGAGGAGUGGGAAGAACUGAGGGAAUGGGCAGGCCUUAGGGGAAUGGUGCUGGACAAGGUGGAACUCAUGGAAGGCAUGCAAUAG
Messenger RNA from Diplodia corticola, 1272 nucleotides. RefSeq lists its product as uncharacterized. The record is from RefSeq and is a predicted model, not a curated record. Bases 1 to 1272 code for a protein of 423 amino acids. The transcript has a single exon. NCBI's taxonomy places the organism in Eukaryota, Fungi, Ascomycota, Dothideomycetes, Botryosphaeriales, Botryosphaeriaceae.